UACCUCUGCGCGAUGAAGUUUGGAGCGGCGCCGACCGGCCAUACUGACAGACGUGGCUGGAAAUCACUAUAUUUUUUUGCAGAACAUUUUCUGUCAGUAAAUGUAUUGAACCAAUUACGAGGUUGGCGCAAAUGAUUUUCUCCGAAGUUGGACUAAUGGACAAUCCUGCUACUGGCUGUCUAAUCUGAAAUCGGCCACAUAUGUUCCUAAAACGACUCGCCAUUAUGAUCCUUUCACUCUGGUGCAAGUAAAAGUUGUAUUUCUCACGCAUCGCAAGACAGGGAAAGAUACCUCACAACAAGACGGUUUGCAAUAUAAACCAUUGGAACGGGAUGUUUUAUCCCUCUGAAGUCUUAUUCUACAUCGAAAUGGAUCAAGCACCUCCAGCUCUCCCUCCCAGGUCAGCCAAACCCAUUACCUCCUCCGUGAACGACAACUGCCUAAGGGAAGCCCCAGUAUAUCCCCUGCAGGAUGCCGAGUGGUACUGGGGAGACAUUUCCAGGGAGGAAGUCAACGAGAAGCUCCGCGACACACCUGAUGGUUCCUUCCUGGUUCGUGACGCUUCCACUAAGAUACAAGGAGACUUCACGCUAACGCUGAGGAAAGACGGGCACAGCAAGCUGAUUAAGAUCUACCACCGUGAGGGGAAGUAUGGCUUUUCAGAGCCCCUGACCUUCUGCUCUGUAGUGGAGCUCAUCUGGCACUACCAGCACCAUCCUCUGGUGGAAUACAACGCUGUACUGGACGUCAUGCUCACACACCCUGUUUCCCGCUUCCAACAGGAUGAGCAGGUGAAAGUGGACAGUGUUGAUGUUGCCGGGAGGAAGCUACAGGAGUACCACAGUCAGUACCAGGAGAAGAGUCAACAGUUUGACUGUCUGUACGAGGCCUACACUAAAACCUCACAGGAGAUCCAGAUGAAGAGAACUGCGAUAGAGGCCUUUAACGAGACCAUGCUGAUCUUCGAGGAGCAGUGUCGCGAGCAGGAGCGUUAUGGGGAGGAGUGUGAGAGGAGCAUUCGAUCUAAGGGAACAGAGAAGGACUUGGAGAGAUUCCUGAUGAACUAUGAGAAGCUAAAGUCUCGGCUGGGGGAGAUCUAUGACAGUAAGGUCCAUCUGGAACAGGACCUGAGGACCCAGGUCCAGGACUACAGAGAGACAGACAGGAGGAUCAACAGCCUCAGGCCUGACCUCAUAGAGCUACGCAACAUCAGAGACGAGUACCUCAAUUGGCUGAAUCACGAAGGUGUGCAACAGAAACGCAUUAACGAUUGGCUGGGGUUCCAAGACAAUAGUAGUGACAACACCUACGUGUUGAAGGGUGAGAGUGAGAGACUGGCGCACCAUGACGAGGGGAGCUGGUUCGUGGGCGAGCUGAGCAGGACCCAGGCUGAGGAGAUGCUGAUGGACAAACCCACCGGAACCUUCCUGAUUCGCGAGAGCAGCAAGCAGGGUUGCUACGCCUGUUCCGUAGUUGUUAAUGUAGAAGUGAAGCAUUGCAUGAUUUAUAGCACGCCACGUGGCUAUGGCUUUGCUGAGCCCUACGACCUCCACUGCUCUCUGAAGGAGCUCGUUCUGCACUAUCGCCUCAACUCCCUGGCACAGCAUAACCAGGCCCUGGACGUCCGGCUGGAGCACCCUGUCCACGUCACUCCUGUCUCGUCAGCCUUGCCACACACAGCCACAGAGGACUGCCUGCUACAACAGAUGGAGGAACACCACCUUCCACAGACUCAAACUAAACUACCUGCUGGACUCCCUGCAGCCGCUCCGGAGAUGUAGAUUAGUCAGCUGUGGGAUGUGUUUGCGUACUGUAGCUAUCCUACGAGGACUACUUGAGGGUGGACUUGUUUGCGUACUGUAGCUAUCCUACGAGGACUACUUGAGGGUGGACUUGUUUGCAUACUGUAGCUAUCCUACGAGGACUACUUGAGGGUGGACGUGUUUGUGUACUGUAGCAACUUGAGGGCGGACAUGUUUGCGUACUGAAGCUAUCCUACGAGGACAACUUGAGGGCGUUCUUUUCUCAAAGAAGAAUGUGUGAAAUUUGCACUAGGAUGAUUCCAACGGAUUGGUGAAUGUAAUUUCACUUAAUUGGAACUUUGACCGGAACUUGAAUGUCAGCUAGGAGUUUGUUUUUUAUAAGAUUCUGUUUGCUAUUUGUUUUUUUUUGUACCCAUUUUUCACCUUUUCUUUCAUGGGAUUUGAUUUGUUUUAGUGGGCCUGGUCAUCCGGGAGAUGACUGACUACAUAUACUAUGUCACAAUAUGUUGGUAUUUGUCAGGUGCUGUUUUUUAUUUGGACUUCUAGGGUCCCAUUUUGACAACACAAGUACUGGUGCUAAUGUAAAAUGAGAUUGUAAUACACCCAAUACCUUGGAAUUUAGAAUUUAUUUCAAACAUUUUAAUUGUUGUGAUGUCCAUGCACGGAAGAUCCUAAAAGUGGAAUUAGAAUUAGUACAGAAAAACAAGAUGGCUGACUCAGUGGCAUAGCUAGCUGUGGUACACAUACCAAACAUGUUCUGGGUAUUUCAGUACAUAGUCAUGCAAAUAUAGGAACUGAUGUGGCGCAUCGUGACAGUAGCGCUGUUUUUUUUGUUGUCAAAAUAUAACCCAAGUUACCGGUUGAUAUGUACUGUAUGUAGCAUAAACAAUUUUCUGGAUAUCCUUAGAAUUACAUUUUCCAUAUUGUAUCCAAUAACCAAAGCACUUGCUAUUAGUGAUAAAAGUAUAUAUUCCGACCAGAAUAUUACAUUUAUGGUGAUGGCGGAAAACACACCACACGUGCUUGAUCAAAACAUAAAUUGAAGUACUGUAUAUUAUAUUCUGUUAUUCAAAGUAUAAGCUUUUUGUAUUUUUUGAUAUUAUAUAUUUUCUGAAAUAUGCCACAGAAGAUGAAAGCUUGAGGAAAGUGCAAUCCAACAGUAUUUGUAAUUUUAGAAAUUCAUUAUUAUAAAUAUGGGGGGUCAUCAGCUUUUGCCACAGAAAUGCACUAACUUUUAAUUGGUGGUGUUAUUCAUCUGAUGACGUGACCUUUUAAGAACAUUGUGUGAACUGCCAGAGAUGCGGAAGUGUACAUUCUGUCUCUAUUACUUGAACUGUGGCAUUGCUCAAUAAGAGCGAUUAAUAUUUCCUAAAGACAUGUAGGCCUACAUAGCUUAAGGAAAAUAAUACAUUUUGUUCUUGGCACAUAUGUCAAGUUUGAGGACAAAAGACACUCUGUAUUGAGAUACUGUAAAACCUUUGUGGUUGGUUGGAUGGAGGGUGUUUUAGUCUUUCUUAAAAACUAGACAGGAGCAUUGAGGAAACUCCUGGGGCGACUUUAAGCAAUGUGAGAUUCUUAAUUUUUCUUGCUGAAGACAAUAAACUGAGGGUUUUGUUGAA
Molecule: messenger RNA, 3382 nt
Organism: Oncorhynchus kisutch (coho salmon)
Lineage: Eukaryota; Metazoa; Chordata; Actinopteri; Salmoniformes; Salmonidae
Product: phosphatidylinositol 3-kinase regulatory subunit gamma
Exons: 7
Coding region: 333-1781 (482 amino acids)
Biological process (GO): insulin receptor signaling pathway; phosphatidylinositol phosphate biosynthetic process
Cellular component (GO): phosphatidylinositol 3-kinase complex
Molecular function (GO): 1-phosphatidylinositol-3-kinase regulator activity
Source: RefSeq, a predicted model, not a curated record